AUGCGCACGAAUAUUCGCACCUUUGUAGAGUUCCUGAUUUUCAGCAGGGUUCCGGUGAAGUUCAACGUGCACGAUCUCAAGCCACUGGCUGAUAUAAAGACGCUCCUGCGUCGUUCACUUCUGUUGGUCACCGCAUUAUUUGCAUUGUCUGCUGCUGCAGCGGAAUUUGAAUUUGAAAGUGGCGACAGUUGGCUCGAGGAAGAAGAUACCUUUCUGAAGGUUGACGAAGCGUUUGCGCUGACCGCAGAACUGGACAGCAACGGUGCCUUUGUUGCGCGCUGGGAGAUGCCUGAUGGGUAUUAUCUGUAUCGCCAUCAGUUUUCGUUUGAAGCGAAAGACAACAGCCGCCUGACGCUUGGUGAGCCCGCGAUCCCAGACGGAAAACGUAAAGUUGAUGAUUUUUUUGGCGAAGUGGAAGUCUAUUACCACAAUGCCGAAAUAGUCCUGCCCCUGGAAGCCCAGCCCGGCGUAAAUACACAGAUUGGCGUUAACUAUCAGGGGUGUGCAGAUGCGGGGCUGUGUUAUCCGCCGGAAACAAAAUGGUUUGCCUAUGACGGCAUGCGCCUUAUUUCUGCGUCAUUGUCGACGACUGCAGGCGCGAUAGCGGCAAGUGCAGACAACAUUGUCGAUGCGCAGACAGCUGAAGUGACAACCUCCACCUCUGGUGUGGCCGACACAGAAGAACAACUGUUAGCAGGCAUUCUUGCCAGUGAAAGUCUCUGGUACGCCCUGGCGCUGUUUUUCAUUGCGGGUAUCGGUCUUGCGUUUACCCCUUGUGUACUGCCGAUGGUGCCUAUUCUCUCCAGCAUCAUUGUUGGUGAAGGUGACGACAUUUCGAAGCGCAAGGCGUUUACCCUGUCCUUUGCGUAUGUGCUGGGCAUGGCGUCGACUUACGCUCUGGUAGGCACUUUGGUUGGUCUGUUCGGGGCGGAGCUUAAUCUGCAGGCAGCGCUGCAAUCCCCCGGUGUGCUGAUCUUUUUUGCCCUGGUUUUUGUUCUGCUGUCGCUGUCUAUGUUUGGUUUUUAUGAGCUGCAGUUGCCCCAGGGUCUGCAGAAUCGACUAAACGCCAUGGGGCAGAAGCAACAAGGCGGCAAACAUGUCUCGGUGAUGGUCAUGGGGUCGCUGUCUUCACUGGUAGUAUCCCCUUGCGUUUCUGCACCGCUGGCGGGGGCGCUGAUUUAUAUCUCUACGUCCAAUGACGCAGUUUUAGGCGGUACCGCACUGCUUGCCCUCGGUCUGGGUAUGGGUGUGCCGCUGAUGAUUGUUGGCGGCAGCGGCGGACACUGGCUGCCGCGUGCAGGCGCCUGGAUGAAUGGCGUCAAAGCUGUAUUUGGUGUUGGCCUGCUGGCCGUUGCCGUCUGGUUGCUGGAACGGGUUGUGCCACCGGCUGUCACCCUUGUGUUGUGGGCGGCGUUGCUGAUCGGUAGCGGGGUUUAUCUGGGCGUGCUCGAUUUCUCUCCUCGACAAGGUUUUGCCCAGCUGGGCAAAGCGGCAGGCUCGUUAGGAUUCAUGUGGGGCGUUUUGCUGCUGAUUGGCGCAGCCAGCGGUGCACACGACCCGCUGAAACCGUUGGCCAAAUUAUCUGGCGGGGGUGUCAGUGUGGGCGGUGUUGCGGUCCAUGCAGAGCCUCAGUGGCAAGCGGUUAAAAGUCUUGCGGAUGUAAAGGCGCAGAUUGCCGUGAGCAACAAGCCGGUGAUCCUCGACCUUUACGCUGACUGGUGUAUUUCCUGCAAAGUUAUGGAGCGCAAUGUCUUUCCUGAAGCCGCAGUGGCUGCUCGACUCAACCAGUUCACUCUGCUGCGUGCGGAUGUGACUGACAACGACGCGAUAGAUCGUGAGUUGCUGAAUUACUACGGCCUCUUUGGCCCGCCCAGUCUGGUCUUUUUCGAAGGAGAAGGCGGUGAGUUAACAGAUGUUCGUAUCCAGGGUGAGGUCAAUGCGGAAACGCUGGCUGCUCAUCUCGGUGCGGUUUUAGCUUCUCUAAAUGCAGGAAGACUUGGUAACGUCGGCGAAAUAGCAGCCAUUUCCGGCUAA
Molecule: messenger RNA, 2034 nt
Organism: Symbiodinium pilosum
Lineage: Eukaryota; Dinophyceae; Suessiales; Symbiodiniaceae
Source: the annotation of a GenBank genome assembly